GGUGAUCGCUGUGAGGAGCUUUGAGAAAAACAAAGCUCGAAGCUUGACUCUUUCACGCGAUGUGUUCAUUGGAAUCAUUUAUCUCCUGACGCAGUAACAUGUUUUAAGCUGGUUUCAUGUGUGGUGCUGAACCAACUUAAGAAGAUGUGUGAAGGAAAACACAUCUUUGAAGUUCAUGCUAGAUACUUAAGGCAGUAAUAUCCAAAAUAUGGAAAAACAAGGUCCAGUACACAUCCGCGACACUAUUAGUGACCAGAAAACUGGACAUCCUGGAUGUGUGGGAGAACUGCCAGAAACAAGUCCAGUUCAGAUCAACAACUCUAUCAGUGACCAGGACACUGGAUGUGUGGGAGAACUCCUAGAAACAAGUCCAGUUCAGAUAAGCAACUCUAUCAGUGACCAGAACACUGGAUGUGUGGGAGAACUCCUAGAAACAAGUCCAGUUCAGAUCAGCAACUCUAUCAGUGACCAGAACACUGGAUGUGGGGGAGAACUCCUAGAAACAAGUCCAGUUCAGAUAAGCAACUCUAUCAGUGACCAGAACACUGGAUGUGUGGGAGAACUACUAGAAACAAGUCUAGUUCAGAUAAGCAACUCUAUCAGUGACCAGUACACUGGAUGUGAUGGAGAACUUCUAGAAACAAGUCCAGUUCAGAUCAACAACUCUAUCAGUGACCAGAACACUGGAUGUGUGGGAGAACUUCUAGAAACAAGUCCAGUACAGAUCAACAACUCUAUCAGUGACCAGAACACUGGAUGUGUGGGGGAACUUCUAGAAACAAGUCCAGUUCAGAUAAGCAACUCUAUCAGUGACCAAAACACUGGAUGUGUGGGAGAACUUAUAGAAACAAGUCCAGUACAGAUCAACAACUCUAUCAGUGACCAAAACACUGGAUGUGUGGGAGAACUUAUAGAAACAAGUCCAGUUCAGAUCAACAACUCUAUCAGUGACCAGAACACUGGAUGUGUGGGAGAACUGCCAGAAACAAGUCCAGUUCAGAUCAGCAACUCUUUCAGUGACCAGGACACUGGAUGUGUGGGAGAACUUAUAGAAACAAGUCCAGUUCAGAUCAACAACUCUAUCAGUGACCAGAACACUAGAUGUGUGGGAGAACUUCUAGAAACAAGUCCAGUUCAGAUCAACAUCUCUAUCAGUGACCGGGACACUGGAUGUGUGGGUGAACUUAUAGAAACAAGUCCAGUUCAGAUCAACAACUCUAUCAGUGACCAGAACACUGGAUGUGUGGGAGAACUGCCAGAAACAAGUCCAGUUCAGAUCAGCAACUCUUUCAGUGACCAGGACACUGGAUGUGUGGGAGAACUGCUAGAAAGGAGCCAUCCUAGGGAACAUGAAGUAAGACGGCAUGAGUGUACUGAGUGUGGGAAAAGAUUUAAAAGAUCAGGACACCUAAAGACACACAUGUUGUGUCACAGCGGAAUCAAGCCUCAUGAAUGUAUUGAGUGUGGGAAAACAUUCUCACAAACCAGUAACUUACAGAUACACAUGCUCAAUCACAGCGGACUCAAGCCUUAUGAAUGUACAGUGUGUGGGAAAAAAUUUAAACAGACAAGUAACUUACAGAAUCACAUGCUGUAUCACAGCGGAGUGAAGCCGUAUGAGUGUAAAGUGUGUGGGAAGAAAUAUACGCAAUCAAGCAACUUGAAUACUCACAUGGUCAGUCAUGGCGGAGUCAAGCCCUUUGAGUGUACAGACUGUGGGAAAAAGUUCAUACAAUCGGCCCAUUUACUUCGACACAUGAUUGUUCACAGUGCAGUCAAAUCUAACUUGGUGUGUAUGGAAUGUGGGAAGACAUUUGGACUUCCGCAUAAUCUUAAAAAACACAUGAGGAGUCACAGUACAAUUAGGCCAUUUGGGUGCAAUGAGUGUGGAAAGACUUUUACAGAAUCGGGUGACCUGCAGAGGCACAUGAUGUGUCACAGGACAGAUGAGCCUUUUGAGUGUAAAGAGUGUGGGAAAAGGUUUAGACAACGAGGUAACCUACAGAAACAUUCAAAGUGUCACAGUGGUGUCAGGUCGUUUGUGUGUGGUGAGUGUGGGAAAGCGUUUGCAAGAUCAGGUAACCUGCAGGAACACAUGAAGGGUCACAGCGGAGUCAGGCCAUUUGAGUGUGGGGUUUGUGGGAAAGCCUUUGCACGUUCAAUUAAGCUGCAAAUACACAUGAGGAGCCACACUGGUGAAAAGCCUUGUAAGUGCAGCGUGUGUGGGAAAGGGUUUACGGAAAAGAGCAGCCUGAAUGUACACAUGAAGCGCCACAGUGGCGUGAAACCUUUUCAGUGUUGUGAGUGUAGGAAAGCGUUCACAACAUCCGGGCAGCUGCAGAUGCAUAUGAGGAGCCACAGUGGAGUCAAACCUUACAAGUGUGAUGAAUGUGAGAAGACAUUUACAGGAUCAAGUAAUCUUCAGACACACAAAAGGCGGCAUCACAGCGGAGUUAAGUCAUUUGAGUGCGAUGUGUGUGGGAAAGUAUUUAAGAAAUCAGGAUUCCUGGAGAGACACAAAAGACACAAACACAGUUGACAUGGUCCAUAGAAGGAUAUAAAUGUGGUGUGAGGCUUGGACGGCAUGCAUUACCAUCUCAACAUUUUGUUCUUACUGAGGGACCGGCCAUUUGAUAAUUGGUAUCUGGUCUUGAAUUUUUGUUUGAGACCAAAUAAAUUUUAGCACACUUUAUCAAGACCCACAUUUCAUUCAAAUUAUAAACAUAUUUACCACAUCCUGUAUGGCUAGUUAAAUGUUUUUGUUUGUAUAAACUAAGGUAAAAAACACAAAUUCCAGUAUUUUCUGGAUCAAAUUAUUAUUGUUUAAAAAAAAUCCCAACACACCUUGGUUAUCUAAGGGAUAUCAUAUCAUGUGUAUCUCCUUCAUUGCCUUUAGAAAUAUUUUUGACACUUUGUCUGUCGUGUCAAUGGUCAAUUUCAUCCUCAAGGUCAUGGAAUAAAAACGUUAUUAAACACCUAGCAUGACCAAGAUAGCUGAGGUGCUCAUUGGAUAUGUAGUAAUUGUGUACUGCCAAACUAGAAGUGGACUUACUGUUGGUCAAGGACAUAUACAUUUCAUGCCUACAUGUAAAAUGUGUAAGGUCAUUCAUAAAGAGCUUUUGCCAUUUCUCUAAAACACCUGAUAUUUCUAAAACUUAUCAUGUAGUGUUUGUAUUAUUUUAAUACUUAUCGAAGUCAUGUAUGACAAGGGAUUCUUCUGUCAUGAAUAUCAGUUGUUAAUCAUGGGGAUCUACAUUCUACUACAUAACGUCCAUAACGUUGAUCGAUAAUUUGGACCCCAAAGGUAGCGUUGUAGCGAGGGAUCACUGUACUGUUAUUGUAUGCAACAUUGCUUUGCUGCAAUGAAUUCCUCCUGGGGACAUCAUAUUUUGCUGAUGUGUUGGUAUCCUUGGCCUUGUUCUUGAAAUAAAUGUAGCUGAUAUUGAAGGUCAACCCCUAUCUCCACAAGCACAUGGUCCAACACACAAGAAUUCUUUACUGCAUUUGGAUGAAAUUUGGUCCAUAUACUUCUGGUGGUCAUUGAGGGUCAAGGUUACUUAAAUGGUCAUUCAUUGGUUGUUCAGAUUCUUCAUAUACUUAACUCAGCCACUGUGUUGAUGUCUGUACAAACUAGCACCAUAGUUUCACAGGGCUCCAGGUAAUAGUUUGGGCCAUUGAGUGUAAAUGUCGCUUUUAACAGUAUUCCAGUUAUAUCACGACUUGUCAGCUUAAUGUGGGAGGAAAGCCCGAAGUGAUGCAGGUCUCACACGUUUACCACU
Molecule: messenger RNA, 3779 nt
Organism: Haliotis rufescens (red abalone)
Lineage: Eukaryota; Metazoa; Mollusca; Gastropoda; Lepetellida; Haliotidae
Product: zinc finger protein 345-like
Exons: 2
Coding region: 209-2539 (776 amino acids)
Biological process (GO): regulation of DNA-templated transcription
Molecular function (GO): DNA-binding transcription factor activity, RNA polymerase II-specific; RNA polymerase II cis-regulatory region sequence-specific DNA binding
Source: RefSeq, a predicted model, not a curated record